CAGCCACAUCUUCUUCAACAGUUGAUGAGUUUUCGGCCCCUUGCCUUGUCGGCUCUUACUACUCUGAACCAUCUUGUUUUAUUUAUUCGACGCUAAGGAUGUUUCCCAUCCACAGCCGCGGCGUAGGGCUCUCCAAUCUUUACCUACUUGCUGGAAUUAUCUGGACCUGGACUUUCAGUUACCUAGCCAGUGCUGACGAUUUUCGACCCACGUUUCAUUUCGUCCCAGAGCAGAAUUGGAUGAACGAGCCCAAUGGCUUGAUAAAGAUUGGAUCCACAUGGCAUCUUUUCUUUCAGCAUAACCCCACUGGCAACUUCUGGGGUAACAUAGUUUGGGGCCAUGCGACCAGCACGGACUUGGUCAGCUGGAAGUAUCUACCGGUUGCUCUCGGCAAUGAGGACGGCGUCCAAUCAUUCACGGGAACCUCUUAUUACGAUGAAGCAAACACAUCUGGUCUGGGCACCGAAGACAGCCCACCAUAUCUUGCAUUCUUCACCGGCUACUUUCCUGACACCGGUGUUCAGGAUCAGCGACUUGCGUUUAGCCUAGACCAGGGCGCCACUUGGACCAAGUUCGAGGCAAACCCGGUCAUAUCUGAGGAGCAGGAGGCACCGCACGACGCAACAGCCGGCUUGGAGACGCGCGACCCAAAGAUCUUCUUCCACGAUGCUUCGGAGAAAUGGAUAAUGAUUCUCGCACACGGAGGACAAGACAAGAUGACGUUCUGGACAUCCCCCGACGCGAAAGAAUGGACUUGGCAAAGCGACUUUACCUCCGAUGCUAUUGCCGGUCUUCCAGGCGACGUUACAGCCUGGGAGGUUCCUGACUUUUUCCAACUUGCCGUCGAGGGUUCUACCGAAACGAAAUGGGUCAUGUUGAUAACUCCUGCCCAAGGGUCUCCCGCUGGUGGUAACGGAGUGUUUGGAAUCACUGGAUCAUUCGAUGGUACCAAGUUCACUGCGGACCCGGUUGACCCAGCUACUAUGUGGCUUGAUUACGGACGGGAUUUCGAUGGUGCCAUGAGUUGGGAAAACGUACCCACGUCCGAUGGGCGUAGGAUAAUUUCCUCUGUGAUGAACAGCUACGGCGACAACCCACCGACGACUACGUGGAAGGGCAUGCUUUCGUUCCCGCGCACGUUGAAGCUCAAGAAGAUUGGCGAAGAACUGCGCUUUCUCCAGCAACCAGUCGAGGAACUGGACGCGGCAAGCACAACAGUCACGCAUAUAACGAACGAGACCCUCUCUCCCGAGCAAACACUGCUGUCGAGUAUUCACGGGCGGGCGUUAGACGUCCGCAUUUCUUUUGUUCCAAGUGCAGACUCUAACCUAUCUCUUUCGGUCCGAAAAGGCGAAUCUGAAGAGACGGUGAUUAUCUACGCCCAGUCUAGUGGGACAGUUUCGGUCGAUCGUCGCGCGAGUGGUGAUAUCUCCUGGGACCCAGCUGCAGGUGGUGUUCAUUCUGCGCCUUUGUCACCAGAUGCAAGCGGUGUAGUACAACUGCGGGCUUUGGUAGAUGAGUGUUCCGUGGAGGUCUAUGGCGGCGAAGGUCAGGUGGUGAUUUCCGAUCUUAUAUUCCCCGCAACAGCUUCUGACGGCCUUUCCUUGACUACGGCUGGCGGAAAUGCGGAAUUACUCGAAGUAGAAGUGCUCGAGGUUUCAUUGUAGCUAGGAUUUGCUGUUAGCGCUCGCUGCUAGGCCUACUAUAAUCGCUCUACCUGCUACUGUCGCCCUACUUAAUACUCUGCUGUCUCUCGCUGCUGCGCCUUCCGUAGUCGCUUUACCUGCUGCUGUCGCCCUACUGGACGCGCUGCUAUAGUCGUUCUACCUACUACUAUUACUACUGUAACCGUUUUUAAUCCGCUAUAAAUUCGCUCUAUUAGCUACUAUCGCCCUACUUAAUAUACUACCUUUCCACG
Messenger RNA from Aplosporella prunicola CBS 121167, 1918 nucleotides. Its product is annotated as glycoside hydrolase family 32 protein. The record is from RefSeq and is a predicted model, not a curated record. The transcript has a single exon. Gene Ontology annotation, biological process: sucrose catabolic process. Bases 99 to 1667 code for a protein of 522 amino acids. NCBI's taxonomy places the organism in Eukaryota, Fungi, Ascomycota, Dothideomycetes, Botryosphaeriales, Aplosporellaceae. Gene Ontology annotation, molecular function: sucrose alpha-glucosidase activity.